Molecule: messenger RNA, 3437 nt
Organism: Mizuhopecten yessoensis (Yesso scallop)
Lineage: Eukaryota; Metazoa; Mollusca; Bivalvia; Pectinida; Pectinidae
Exons: 24
Coding region: 2-3382 (1126 amino acids)
Source: RefSeq, a predicted model, not a curated record
CAUGAGGCAGGCAUACCUCCAGAACGGGGGCAAUGACCCUGAUGUGCUUGCACAGAUGGCACAGAUGCAGGCCGAGGCUCAGAGUAUAGAGGACGGCAUGAAGCAGGUUCCAGACAGAAAAGAGAAGAAGGACCACCUUGGCCAGCUACAGAUGCUGGAGAUGGAAAACGAGAGGCUACACAAGGAACUCCUGCUGCUCCAGGAACAGAACUUUAUGAACAGGAAGAAGUCGGACAGAGAAGAUGAACUUGAGGCCCAGCUACGUCGGCUCCAGGAGGAACAGCUGAGGAAGAUGUUACAGCUUCAAAAUGAGAUUGAGUUGCUGAAACAGCAAAACUUACUCAAACAGACAGCCAGACUCCCUCCUCCCGCACCGAACAAUGCAGACAUGCCGUGGAUGAUGCAGCGCCCAUACGUGGAUGUGGAACCCAUGCAGCCUUAUGACCAAUAUGCAGGUUUUGUGAUAUUCUACGAUUUUGUACUGAACCUUGAGCCGAGUGUGUCGGCAUGUCGACUCAUUGUGGGUCUACACAGCACCUCCCAGGCCAUGGGUGAGCCGACCGUCCUGCCCACUGUUUACUGUGAGCCGGCCACCAGAGCCACCUACAUGCAAAAUGUAUCCAACGCUGUGAUUGGGGCUCGUCAGCCUGUUCCAAAAUGCCCUCCUAGCUCAGACCUGGGUAUAGUUGUGGAGUUACAGCUGUCAGGAGGACCAGCCUCCGACUAUGACCGACAUAGCCUCAUCACCCGAGCAUGGGUCAAAAUCCCCAUAUUUGACAAUGAGCAGAGACUUAUGGCUGGGAAAUUCCGUAUACCAUUCCGGAAUGUUCCCAUCAAGCCAUUCUUUCAUGCUAGUCAGUUACAGACCCUCCAAAAGUAUGGAGACUGUGAGUUAUACUACCGCCUGGUCAACAUGAGAGACAUGGAGAUCCAGUCAAUGAACCAGAUAUCGGCCAACAACCAAAACCAGUACCGAGCACCAAAUAUUCCUCUACCACCCCCGAAUCAUAAACCCUUUUCACCACAAAUUCUCCCUCCUCCCCCCUCCGCCUCUAUCCCAGGGUCAGCAGGAGAGGGCAUUCGCUACAGCAGCCGCCAGGGACAGCGCUUACCUACUAUACGCAACGCCCCCCUCCAACCACAGGAUACAACAAUCGGAUUCCAGGUUGACCGCGUCAAGCACGCCGAACAGGGGGAGGGGAAAAUGAGAUUGACUGCUUAUUAUGCUUCUACUGGAAAGGUUGUACAAUCCUCUGCUGGACCUGUCACAUGUAGUACUACUGCUGUCAGGUCUAACUUCAAACAUGGCUACCAUGUCUUCGGCCAACAAGAAGCCACUUUUAGUGAUAUUGAGAUGCAGGGAGACAUGGUACUCAUCGCACGCUUCUAUUUACGCAAACGACAACAAGAUGACAUAGACGACUAUUUGAUACAAGAUAACGCUCAGGAGGUGACACUUUAUGACGACGAGACUCUGGUAGCUUGGGGAGCAAUCCCCAUUGUGCUCUCCAGUGACCCGCAGAUCACCUCUAGAUCUAGAAGAAACUUUAACCCAAGCACAAUGAACAUUAACACAGGGACCCACACUAUGAAGCUGUUCUAUCCACCCGUGGUUGAGGCUGGGCAGAUACCAUUUGAGGACAUCCCAACCAACAGGGACUGGAAUCGCUAUGGAAAGAGUACUCUCAGGAUACACAUGUUCCAGGGGGAGCCACGGCCCGGCUCUCUCACCCCCAGCGAGAACUCGGACGAUGGAGAGGAUGUUUUGCCCGAAUACACCUGGCUGCCUUUGGAGAGAAAGGCCCCUCCUAAGGACCCCUUCCUUAAAGGUGACGGAUUUGAUGUGUACAUAGAUAGUGGCAGGUACUUCCCAGACUCGGUCAGUUUCACCAAGGUUGCUGGUCGACUGCUGGACAGGAAAUAUGACGUACAUGGCCGUGAUAUAAAUACAACAGUCAAACUAGACAGUGAUAUCCACAGUCCUGUGUAUGAGGACAAGACAGAGUUUAGGGAGAGCAACAUCCCUCCGUCAUCUACUCUACUGCUCAAGAUCUACACUGUGGACAACUUCUACAAGGGUCUAACUGUAGUGGGCUACUGUACACUAAACAUCUUUGUGGAGUCGGGGACAGAGAGACAGCCCGCCAUAGACAAACCUGGACUACAGGUUUCUCUGAAUGAGGGAGCUCACCAGUUACGUCUGUACAGUCAGGGACCCAAUGGCGUUGACCCGCUCACAGAGUCCUGCCUGAGGGAUGCUGGCAUUAGGGUUGUCCCGUGUGCAUCGCUGCUCGUCAGGAUCACCAGGGUUCCUAAGGGACCUGGUGGCCAUGCCCUUGAGGCCAGCAAGGUGCCACAGGCAGACUGGCUGCGACUUGGUCUGUGGCAGCCCCGCCCCAAGUACACGGACCGUAUCUACUACUCUAGUAAGUGUAUGCCUUCCAAGGGGGAGAGUAAGCUGUUCCACUCGAUGAUGCGCCGGCCUCCCAUGUCCAACAGGGACGCUGUGGCAAGAAUGGCUCAGGCAAAGGAGAGCUUCUUCAGGAGUGACAAAAACAUUGAAGAGUUCAUCAGGAACAAGCUUACUAAGUCAGUCGACCAGAAGCCACUUGAUCAGGACUUAAACUUCAUCGCCACAUACAGUCCUCGACAAGGCUUGAAGAUAACAGUUGACAGUGCUGCCAAUCUACCUUGGUCCAACUUUACCCAUGCCCACCUGUGCCUAAACCCUCCAGGAGCCUUCUACCUGGGAGCGCCUCAUGCAACAUAUGACAAGCUUACCUUCACUGAAAUGCUUGAUCUCAACAGUACCAACACCUCACCCUCUUGGAAAGAUGGUUUCAAGCACUUUCCCCGUCGAUCCUUCCACCGGUACCUGACCUACAUCAUUCAUCUACAGGAGGUGUCUGUCACUGUGGCCAGGGAAAACUACAAGUAUGGACUUAUAGAACAGGCAUGGACUGCUGUUCAGGCAUUCACAGACAGGUACGCCUACACCAGUAUAUUCCAGCUGCCCCUAUAUCAGGGCUCCCCAACACCUCAGAUGCUCAAACAGCUGGCCAGGGAGCCAUGCCAAGAGUGGAUGGAGCGCAACCUCCGCAGCAGGGCUAUCCACCUGGUGGACGGAGCGUCUGUGUUUGUCCGUCUCGCUGAUGCCAGAAGAGAUGAUGAGUUACCUGGGGAUGUUGCUACCAACAAACUGGUGGAGGUAAACACAGACUAUAUCCCCUCGGGUCUAGAAGAGGCAUACAACAAGGAGAAGCCAGGCAAGGUCCUUAGUUCUCUCGUCCCUGCGGGCAAGACUCCUGAAGGAUUUGUGGAUGGGCUGGCUCUUAAAUUCAAAAAUUUGGUGUACAAGCUGUAUGAAGAUAAUGGUCCGUGAUGUCUCUAUAGAUAAUGGUCUAUGAUGUCUCUAUAGAUAAUGUAAUGGUCCGUGA